AUGAAGACCGAGGAGCAAACAACCGAGGACGCGGCCCGUCGGGCGCCUGCCACGCGUCGGCAGGAAAAGCCGCCCUUCUCCUACAUAGCCCUAAUUGUGAUGGCUAUUCGCCACUCGCCAAACAAAAGGCUAACUCUUAGCGAAAUAUACGCUUUUCUUCAACAACAGUUUCCCUUCUUUCGUAGCUCUUAUCAAGGCUGGAAGAAUUCCGUACGGCACAAUCUAAGCUUGAAUGAGUGUUUUGUAAAAUUACCAAAAGGAUUGGGAAGGCCAGGAAAAGGCCAUUACUGGACGAUUGAUCCAUCGUCAGAAUUUAUGUUUGAGGAGGGUUCAUUUCGGCGACGACCGAGAGGCUUCCGCCGUAAAUGUCAAGCUUUGAAGCCUCAAUUCGGUAGUGGUGGAUACUUAUGUGGAGGCGGUGUACCCGCGUUGCCGCCGUCGCAGCCGUCUGGCUAUGAUCUCGGAAACGGUAGUGCGAGUGCAAACGGCACCACAGGGAUAGAUUAUGGGGCUUGUGCAUAUCCACAUGCAGGAACGAGCCAGCAGUUGGCUUAUGGUGGGGAGUAUUGUUCGUACGGUGGAAUGGGGGAACGAGAGUGGCCCUUAGCGUACAGUUCGGUGGAACCGGGAUACCGACCCCCAGCGGCAUCUCCGCCGUCGCGUCAUGACCUCCCGGACCUGAUACCCAACUAUCAGUACGCAGUUGCCAAUGAUCAUGUAGCACUUGAAACGCUUCGCGAUCCUGUCCCACUUCACGAGCUCAAGUGGUACGUGAAUUAUUACUCGAUGAUUAACGGUUGCUACCAUAGAUGCGGUUAG
Pieris macdunnoughi is the source of this 819-nucleotide messenger RNA. The record is from the annotation of a GenBank genome assembly. NCBI's taxonomy places the organism in Eukaryota, Metazoa, Arthropoda, Insecta, Lepidoptera, Pieridae.